This is a messenger RNA of Exophiala spinifera, 876 nucleotides long. RefSeq lists its product as uncharacterized. Lineage: Eukaryota; Fungi; Ascomycota; Eurotiomycetes; Chaetothyriales; Herpotrichiellaceae. The record is from RefSeq and is a predicted model, not a curated record. The coding region runs from base 1 to 876 and encodes 291 amino acids. The transcript has a single exon.
AUGGCAAACAGGCUACUUGAAACGCUAUACAUUCUCGAUUGCUAUCGAGCGAUCAUCAUGCAGCGUCCGCCGUCAUUGUCGUGGCACCACAUCGAUUCAUACAUUGACCAUCAUGCACACAGUAGUCGACUGACUCAGCUACACCGGGAAGUGUUCAACCUCACAAAUACCGGGCAUUUAUCAAUGCCAUCCACGACCACCGAGUUCGACCUUGCAUCCCUAUCUUCUCUUACAAGUCACCUCUGGCCUGCCAUAUAUCUCCGCCAGAAUACAUAUGGUGCCGACAAGGUUUCUGUGGAUUGCCUCUCUCUGUGGAAGCCCGACUUUGCUGAAUUGGCGUGCGACAAUUGGCUUCGUACUCGACGAGGCAAGGCAGACUUUUCGUGUCUUGUGGUCUACCACAUGAUGAACAUUAUGCUACACGCAAACCUCACAGUAUUACAAAAUUUCGCGCACUCUUCACCCGGGUCCGCAGUACGAGAUCCCAAGAGAAGUCUCACGGCCAGAGAAGUCUACGCGUGGGCCCAAGAUCGGCACUCCAAAAUUGCACAGUGGCACGCUGAAAAUUUGAUCAUAUCUAUAGAGGGAGCCUUCACAUCUGCUACGAAAAUGGACCAACGAGAGCCCCAGCAACCUCCCUCUCGCGCUUCAUUUUCGGCAUCCGAGCCUCGACGGUUACCGUACGAGGCUCCUCACGUCCCAUACGGUGUAUAUUAUGCGACCCUAGUUUUAUGGUGCGGUGCAGUUGUCGAGGAGAGUGGUGGCCAUAGCCCGUCAGGACUACAAGCUCUCAUCGCACGAGGCGAACGAAUUCUGUCUCUGCACAGAGUCCACAUUGCUCAACUUUUGGCUCGUGUCUUGAACGAAAUCAAGUAG